This is a messenger RNA of Diaporthe citri, 924 nucleotides long. RefSeq lists its product as uncharacterized. Lineage: Eukaryota; Fungi; Ascomycota; Sordariomycetes; Diaporthales; Diaporthaceae. Bases 1 to 924 code for a protein of 307 amino acids. Gene Ontology annotation, molecular function: phosphotransferase activity, alcohol group as acceptor. The transcript is spliced from 5 exons. The record is from RefSeq and is a predicted model, not a curated record.
AUGUCGUGGGACCUCCUGCAGAGGUUCUUUGACAGCGACGUCUUCAACCAGAACCCCUUUCUCUCCGUCUCCUACCUCACUCGAUACGCCGACCACGUCGGGAUCCACUAUGUCCUCUGCAACAAGCUGCGACAGUUCCCCUACGAGGAUGUCGAGUUCUUCCUGCCCGAGCUGUGCCACCUCAUCAUCAGCGUCAACAAUGAGUCCAUGGCACUGGAGGAAUUCUUGCUCGAUCUCUGCGAGGAAUCCGUCUCCGGCGCUCUGCUAGCCUUCUGGCUGUUCCAGAGUUACCUGACCGACCUUUCUUCCAACCCGCACUCCGAGGCUUUCAGAACAUGUCGAAGGGUCUAUAACAAGGUCCAACACAUAGUGUUUGGGCUGGGAGAUACUGCUAGACAUGAGAAGAUCAAGGAAAACCCGCUGCCCGUCACCGUCCUGGCGAGUCUGAUCUUGUCCAGCGUGGCUGUUCCCGGCUUGCCCCACUGGGCUGGCCCUCUUGCCGUUGCGCAGGCCAAGAAGCCACAGCCCAUCGACGACGUGGUAUUGGAACCGACCCAGCCCAAGAUAGCCAGGGCACAAACCGUCUCAGCCGCCCAGGCCAACAGGGCAAGGCAAAAGGUGCCUUACCUACUGAUGAUCGAGAUCCUACGCGACGACUUCACCUUUGACCCCGAUUCGCAAGACAACCAGAGACUGCUGGCAACACUCGUGGCGGAGCAAGGAUCGAGGAGACGCAUAUUUGACCUAUCCGAGAGACCAAAGAUAUCCACGUCAAAGAUACCAGAGCCCUCCACGGAGUCCGCUGACAGCGUUUUUGAGCCUUCCUCUGGAGAUCUCGCGCCUGCCCAGUCUAACGCCAACAGUGUCGACGAGUUCCGAGUUGGUGACCCCCAGGAGUUCAGCCACGUCAACGAGUCGUUCUAG